Podospora anserina S mat+ is the source of this 2199-nucleotide messenger RNA. RefSeq lists its product as uncharacterized. NCBI's taxonomy places the organism in Eukaryota, Fungi, Ascomycota, Sordariomycetes, Sordariales, Podosporaceae. The coding region runs from base 1 to 2199 and encodes 732 amino acids. The transcript is spliced from 4 exons. The record is from RefSeq and is a predicted model, not a curated record.
AUGUCCGGCGAUGAAAACACGGACGAGUGGGAACCCAUACCAUCGCUUUCAUCACUUUCGCCGUUUUCCUCCCCCGCUUUGUCCUUUUUGCUCCUCAGCAAGACCGAUUUGGCCCACGAUUCGGAUCAUCCGAGUUUUCACAGUAGUAGGCACGAUGAUGAUGUCUUGUCUCACACACCACCACCCGCCACCACUCCCCGACCACCCAAAACACCCCCCCUUCUCACACCUUCCCCACCAUCUACUUCCCGGUCAAUGCAUGGUUCUCAUCUUCGGACUCCAACACAGCCAUCUCCCCUGCAGCUGAGCAGUAGUGUUGUUGGGUUGGGUCUUGGUCAUCUUGGGAUUGGGCCACCGAUGGUAUCGCCGCUGCAACAAAAGGUUCCUGCUUGGAUGUCGGCUGGCCAUCAUGAGGAGGUUAUUGAGGAGGAGACGAGCAUUACUCAUGAUGCGGAUGAUGAGGAUGAGGAGGAUGAGAGGGAUGAGGGGGAGGUUAUGAAUAGGCAGAGUCUGAUUUAUGAUCGAGGGGUUGAUCAUGAAGUCGAGGAAGAGCAGCGGCCUGAGAGGAGAGUGAGAAGGAUGAGCCACGAGGAGAAAAGCAGGCAGGUUCUCAGCCAUGACAGAGAGGCUGAUGAUGAGGAUGAGGAUGAAGACGACGAUGGGGAGGAGGAUGGGACUGAUGAGGAGGAUGAGGUUGAUGAAGAAGAUGAAGGCGAGAACGGAGCUGAAUAUGAAGAUGGGGAUGAGCAGGAGUCAGACGACCAAGAAUUUGGGGGAUGGGCAAAAUUCCUGCUUAUGAACCAAGGAACCGACCGAGGAAAGCGAAGGGGUGAAAACGGAGGGGCAGCGGGUUUGUGGACAGGCAGAGCGUUGUUUACAACCCACGACCUCAUGAUGAAAGUGAAGACGAGACAAACGAGCAGGCAGGGCCUUAUCUGGGAGCAACAACACGAUCAUCAUAGUGAGGGUGACACGAACAACGAGGUAAUGAACAGGCUGGAUCUUUUUCAGGCUCAGGCAGGCGAUGACCGAAGCGAGGGCGAUACGAAUGACGAGGUCAUGGAGAGGCAAAAUCUUCCCUGUGAACGGGAAACCGACAGACUGCAGCAGAGUUUUAUCUACGACCACGACCAACCGACCGAUGAAAUCACCCAAAACAGCAAAGCGAUUCUGGUCGACCGCCUAGAAGGCUUGCUCCACCGAUUAGCAACUUCAAAUCCAACAGCCGACCUCGACACCAUCGACAUCUUACAUGCCAAAGUAGACGAAAUGGAAAGAGCCCUCUCAACCACCUCGCCCAGGAAACCAAACACAUCUAGGAGGCUAUCAUCAGAACUAGAACCCCUCCAACACUCCCAGGAGACCACCGCCCACUCCUCCGCCCAAGAACACCCCAACCAAUCCCCCACCCACACCAGCAACAUCAACCUCCACCAGUCCAUAGAAUCAAUGCCCGACACCCUCUCCCCCUCCGCCUCCCUCGCCCAACUGCGCCGCUCCCUCAUCCUCCCCCCCGCCCUCGCAACCACACCACCGCCCUGGCUCCUGCCGUCAGCAGUCCUCUCCCCGAUCAAAUCAAGCGAGAUUUUCUCUACUUCAAUCUCCUCCCCAACCCAACCAGAACUCGACGCAGCAGCCGAAGCCACAAACGAAGCCCUCGAAGCAGCCAAGGAAGCCGCCCGGGCGCACUCGGAAAUGACGGAGCGGAUCGCCGCCGAGGCGGACGAGUUGCGACGGGAUCUGGCGGUCGUGGUGGAGAGGUUGAAGAACAGGAGGGAGGAGACUGAUCACAUCCACACCCUCCUCAUCCAACGCGCCGAGGCGGCUGCCGAACGGAUUUUGGAUCUGGAAAAAGAGCUUUCCGAUCUGGAGGAUGACCUUGCGUCUAGCGAGUCAGAGCUGAGGCACUUGAGGCUGAAGCUGAGGGCGGUGGAGACGCUGGUGGGGGAGUUUGUCGACCCGGACGAGACGGACCCGGAGCUGUUUAGGUGUAUUGAGAACUGGAAGGAGGAUUGGAGGGUGGUGAGGGAAAGGAUGAGGGAGCGGAAGAGGGGGAGGAAGGAGAGGAGGACGAGGUUGAGGAGGAGGGAGAUGAUGGGGGUGGGGAAUGAGGAGGUGGAGGAAGGGGAGGAAGAGGGAGAGAGUACGUUGACUAGUUUGGGGGGGGUUGGUAUGGGGGAGCAGGGGAAAGGGUUGUGA